AUGAGCUUCUAUGGGGUGAUUGUUGAAAUAUGGGAACUUGACUAUGGUCAGUUUAGGGUUCCUAUUUUUAAGUGUGAUUGGGUAGAGAAUCAAAAGGGUGUUAGAGUAGAUGAUCUUGGGUUCACUUUGGUUAAUCUGAAUAGGAAAGGUUAUCUAAACGAUAGUUUUGUUUUAGGAAAAAGUGUGGAGCAAAUAUUUUAUGUUGAAGACCCUGUAGAUCGUAGGUGGCAUGUUGUGAUAAUGGCGGGAUCACCAUCUGCUAGUGUAUCGAAGAAGACAAAGUCGAAGGAAAAACGUGCGAAGCAUAAGAAGACCAAGUCUUUGAAGUCACCAACAACAUCUUCAUUUUCUGAUGGAUCUCACUCAAAUAAGGGAAAGUCCAAAAAGAAAGAAGUUGAACCAACCGGGGGCCUAAAGUUGCUGAAGCGGCAUGCGGUGACUAUGUCACGCAUUACAAGCCGCAAGAAUCGUAUUCAGAAGAAGGUUGUUUUAUUUAACCGAAAAGGGACCCCUUGUGGGAAGGUGGCUAAGCAAAUGCAAAGCUACAUUGGUGUAUUGGCAAGAAGGAAAGUACCGAUAAUAAGGGAAAACUGGAAAGCGGCAACUGAUGAAGAGAAGAACAAAAUCUGGCAACGUGUUCAGUGGAGGCAAUUCAAGUCUCUACUUACUUCCAAGUACAUUAUCCCCUAUUUGGAUGACCAUGAAGCCUUGCGAUAUCCUCCGGAUGAUUAUCCUUUCAUCCUUGCUGACCAUUGGACAGAAUUUGUGAAAAUGCGGACGAAGGCCUCAUUCUUGGAAAAGCGUCGUGAGCAACAAGAGAGGCGCAGCUUGAAUAAGUAUCCUCAUAGAAUGUCCCGUAAGGGAUAUGCAGGGUUGGAGGAUGAGUUGGCUACCGGAAUGAGUGACGAAGAAGUUGAUAGGGCCACUUUGUGGAUAAAAGGACGGCAAACAAAGGAUGGCAGUUUCAAGGAUGAGGAGUCAAAAAGGACUGCUGAAAAGAUAGCAAACUUGAAGAGAAAGGUUGCUAGUGGAGAACUAAAUGCUGAAGGGACAAAUGAUAGUGCGUGGAAUAGGAGGUUUGUCACUCCCUCUACUUACUUCCACCUCCCUAAACGUAGAAAGGAGAGCAUAGAAGCUACUGUCAGAGUUAGUGUGCAGAAAAUAUUGUUAGAGGAGAGAGAGAAGAUAGUAGAGGAGGCAAGGGAGAGGAUAAUUGAGGAAGCGAAAGAAAAAAUACUUGCAGAUGAGCGGGCUAUGUGGGAGGCCAAGUUUGCUGCACUUGAAGCAAAGGUAAAUGGAAAAGAAGGUGCAACUAUUCAGCCACAUGCAUCUGGCCAAGGAAGUUGCUCAAGGACAGUAGAUGAGAUUGCUCAAGAAUCGGAUAAAGCUCCGUUGGAAGAAGUAGCAAACAUUGUGGAUGGAACUAAAAUUCGGAGCAUUUUUGAAGCAAUGGAAAACAACACCCUCAUACAUAAAAGGAAACGGACAAAGAUCGCUAAGGAAGGUAGGUUGGAUAAACGUCCUUGCUCCAACAGAGGUAAUGAGUUUCCCAAGUUGGUUGAGAAAGCAGUUGUCAAUCGUGAGGAUGUCACUGAGGCUGUUGAAGAAAAUGUCAAUCUGACCAAGGAGCCGGAGAAUGAGGAGGGGGUAGAAUACGUGGAUUUGACGAUGUGUCCACCCACAUCAAAGUCAAAGGUAGCUGAGGUUGAAUGCAAGUUGGCAAUAGGUUCUGUUGAACAUAUUGUUGCUUGUGCCACUGUUAUGGAGUGCGAGGAUCCUUCCCAACUUGUUCAUGGCACUCCACUAGGGAAUGGCAAUGUGCGCGUUUCUAUCUAUGCCGCGCUUGAGGAGAAAGCAAAAGUGCCAUUUCCUGUGAAAGAUGAAAUUGAAACAGUGAAGCAGGCUAUGGGGAGUUGGAUAGCAUGGCCUAAACACCUAGUCAUAAAAUCACAUCUCAAGAAACCUCCCAAGGAUAGUGCUGAAAAGAAGAAGAAAAGGAAAGAGAUAGGGGAAGAAGACUCGGAGAUUGAAUUUGGCUUGGCUAAAUUGGCACCAUCAUUACCAGCUUCAUUAAAGAUGUUAUGUUUGUGGGGUGAAGAUGCAUUCAAAGAUGGGAAUACAAUCAGCUUCUACAUGGAGCCUGAAGUGUUUGGAUUUUCUCGCAAGACUUAUAUAUUGGGAAAAGAUGUUCGGCGAUUGGCAAGCAUGAGGGAAUUAACUGGAACAUGCAUUGUAGUGUACCAGAGGUACCUCUAUGAUCAAUUGAAGGCUUAUAAAAUGCUUGACAUGGUUGCAUUUGUUGACCCUUCACUUGUUGGUGCUGUGGGGUGUGGGAAUGGAACUGUCAGGGCCCAACACAUCAAAGAAAGGCUUGCAACUGCUAAACCAGGACAGAUGUUCAUGUUGCCAUUUAACUCGGGUGAUCAUUGGACUUUAACACUUGUUGAUCCGGACAAACAAACCGCCUAUUUUAUGGACCCGCUAAAAAGACGCUUACCCACAGGAGAUUGGAUGUCUAUCGUGGAAACUGCUAUGCGUAUGUAUAAUGCUGAAAAGAAAAAGCAAGGCCGCAGUUCAGUCCAAUGGAAAAAUUUGGCUGGCAUUCCUCCCCAACCUAGCAACAAGGAGUGUGGAUACUUUAUCAUGCGAUACAUGAGAGAUAUCAUUGAGGAUAAAGACAUGUCAUUGUUUCCUAUGAAGUGGGAGAGGAGAGGCAGCAGCCAAUACACCCAAGCAGAUAUUGAUCAAGUGCGAAAUGAGUGGGGAAAAUUUGUUGUCAACACAUACGUGCAUGAGCCUUGAAGUAGUGCACUUGUUGCUGGUACAAUUUUGAUAAGGAAAGCAUCUUUUUUGUGCUUCUCUGCUGGUACAUUAUUGUCACGCACCAUGUGGCAUGUUUUGGAACAAUACAUAUAUGUGUAUCAGCUUUUUGAUGUCCCAAGUAGAUGGGCAUGCACUAGAAUGCUUUUCUUGUUUAAAAUGUUGGCUUUCUUAUUUGGAAAUGCACCUCUUUUGCUUUUGAAGUUUAAAGUAUUGGUUAGAUUACUCAUUUGAUGGUUUUCAAUAUUCGUGUUUGAUGGAGUACUGUCCAUUUGGUAAAUAGCCGAAAUGAAUGCACAAUCUAAUUCAGGUGAU
This is a messenger RNA of Rosa chinensis, 3135 nucleotides long. RefSeq lists its product as uncharacterized. The transcript is spliced from 14 exons. Lineage: Eukaryota; Viridiplantae; Streptophyta; Magnoliopsida; Rosales; Rosaceae. The coding region runs from base 1 to 2802 and encodes 933 amino acids. Gene Ontology annotation, biological process: proteolysis. Gene Ontology annotation, molecular function: cysteine-type peptidase activity. The record is from RefSeq and is a predicted model, not a curated record.